AUGUCCGCAUACUGUAGCCUCGCCAUCGACGCUUAUUCUAACCCUCACGAUCAGCUGUUCCGUGUCUUGGGCGACAUUUCCCACUUCCUCUCGAAAUGCAUCCUCAUCUAUGCCAUCCACCGCAACUCCAGCACCGAGGGCGUGUCCCUUAUCACUCAAGGCCUCUACUGCCUCGUCUUCAUAACCCGAUACCUUGAUCUAUUUAUGGGCAGCUCGUUAUGGAACCUUAUGUUCAAGAUCUUCUAUAUCCUGAGCUCCCUAUACAUUCUUUUCUUGAUGCUGCGUGUGUAUGCGCGGACACGGGAAAGGGAGAAGGCGUGGCAACUUGGAGGAGUAUCGUUUGUGGGAAGCGCUGUUCUUGCUCCAUUUGUCAUGUUAAUUUUCAGAUCUAAGGAGGAAUGGGGGUUCAUGGAGGUUUGCUGGACAUUCUCCAUAAUCCUCGAAUCCACCUGCAUCCUCCCACAACUCCUCUUACUCCGACAAACAACAGUACCGACCGUUAUCGAUUCCUUCUACCUCAUAAUGCUUGGCUCCUACCGUGGUUUCUAUAUCCUGAACUGGAUAUACCGCGAAUUCGACGACAGUCCCCGGAAACCUGAUGCGCCAUCCAUCAUUUUCGGUGUCAUUCAGACAGCAUUCUAUGUUGACUUCUUCUGGGUGUACUACACGCGACAGCGCGUGAAGCUCCGACAUGGCGGAUUAGUCGAUGCGGAUGAUAUGCGUAGAGGCUGGUUGCUGCGGACUGUGUUUGGAAAUAAGACGAUUGUAGGAAAUAUCGGCGAAGACGAUCAUGCACCGGCUCUAGGGGAUGAGGAGAAUGGGCAUGCUAGAACUGAUAAUGGUCCGAGGUCUAAGAACUCGAAGUGGGGUUCGAGAGGGAUCAGCGUUUCUGCUGACGAGGGCGUGCUGGACGAGAACAGUGAGAGAAGAGUGGAUCCAUUUACUGGGCAGGAGGAAGGGAUUAUAGAUACGGCGGAGGAUUUUGAGCCGGAUGCUAAGAUGAAGGAUCCGGAUGAGCUGGCGAAGAUUUUGGAUGAUGAUGAGGAUGAUAGUGAUGAUGGGGUUUUGCCUGGUGAGGGUUCGGCGGCGGUGGGGAAUGGCUCGGAAUGGAGAGAUGGUAGUAGUAAGUAG
Messenger RNA from Lachnellula hyalina, 1131 nucleotides. RefSeq names its product ER lumen protein-retaining receptor (gene erd-2). NCBI's taxonomy places the organism in Eukaryota, Fungi, Ascomycota, Leotiomycetes, Helotiales, Lachnaceae. Gene Ontology annotation, molecular function: ER lumen protein retrieval receptor activity. The record is from RefSeq and is a predicted model, not a curated record. Gene Ontology annotation, biological process: endoplasmic reticulum to Golgi vesicle-mediated transport; protein retention in ER lumen. Bases 1 to 1131 code for a protein of 376 amino acids. The transcript is spliced from 3 exons. Gene Ontology annotation, cellular component: endoplasmic reticulum; membrane; cis-Golgi network.